Messenger RNA from Cannabis sativa, 732 nucleotides. RefSeq lists its product as uncharacterized. NCBI's taxonomy places the organism in Eukaryota, Viridiplantae, Streptophyta, Magnoliopsida, Rosales, Cannabaceae. The record is from RefSeq and is a predicted model, not a curated record. The transcript has 2 exons. Bases 7 to 732 code for a protein of 241 amino acids.
CAUAUUAUGUUUAAUUAUGCUGUUCAGUUGAAGAUAAAAAACAUGCGUCCUACUGAUGAAGAGAGGCAGCAGCUUCAACUUGACGGUCUAUUUCUCGAUGAAUCUAUUGAUGAACGUGGUGUAGCGAAGCAAUCCUUCGAGGGUGGCUCAUCUUCAAAGAAGUCUGAUUCAGCAGAUAUUGAUUGGAUGAAAUCUAAGCUGGAGAUGCUCAGUUCGAAUCAAUCAUCAUUGGCCGAGGACUUCAUUUCGUUGAGGUGUUUUGUUGAUUUUAAUUUCAAAUCCGUAAUGACUGUAAUUAAGGAUAUCCAAGAGAAGGUUAAUGCCAUUCAUCGUCGUCCUUCUGACGAGGGAAAGUCAUCGGAUGAAUUAGUAACUCAAGAUUCUGAUGAUGAUCCUGAUGAUGAUGAUGAUGAUGAUGAUGAUGCCGAGGAUGAUGACAAGCAAUUGCCUGAUCCAGAAAAUAUUGAUUCCGACUCCGACGAUGGUGGUGAGUUGGUUAAAGUUGGUGGGGAUGCGAUGAUGCCGACAAGGUCAUUCUUCUGUCCCUUCGCCGAUGUGAAUCCUUCUGAGGAUGUUGGAGGGAGUGAUAAAAAUGUUAAGGAUGUUGAGAAGCCGAAGGGCGAUGAGUCUCGAUUGAAGGGGGACGAUUUCUUUGAUGGAUUGAGCCAGCUUGUAAUAGAUGAUGAUCAAGUUGUGUUGGUGGCUUGGAGGUCGUUGCUAAAAUCAAUGUAA